Molecule: messenger RNA, 1077 nt
Organism: Lactuca sativa (garden lettuce)
Lineage: Eukaryota; Viridiplantae; Streptophyta; Magnoliopsida; Asterales; Asteraceae
Product: gibberellin 2-beta-dioxygenase 1
Source: RefSeq, a predicted model, not a curated record
UUCAAAUUAAUUUCUUCUUUUAAUUCUCUGUAAUUUUCACGAUAAUCAAGAAUGGUGGUUUUCCCAAACCCCACAACCGAACAGUUCGAUGUUAAAACCUGCAAACCAGUAAACCGUUUGACUUAUCCUGCAAUUCCUCUCAUUGACCUUUCCAAACCUGAUUCAAAACACCUUCUUGUUAAAGCAUGCCAAGAUUUUGGAUUCUUUAAAGUCGUUAAUCAUGGAAUCCCAAUGAAAUUGAUCAAUAAGCUCGAAUCAGAAGCCACAGAAUUCUUCUCGUCUCCUCAAUCUGUCAAAGAAAAAGCUGGCCCACCUAACCCGUUUGGUUAUGGUAACAAGAACAUUGGUCGAAAUGGCGAUGUUGGUUGGGUGGAAUACCUUCUCCUCAACACAAAACCUGAAUCUGAUUACAAUAAGAUUAUCUCCAGUUUUGAAGAACACCCAGAAAGUUUCCGGUGUGUCGUGGAUGAUUACGUGAGAGCUGUGAAGAAAAUGGCGUGUGAACUUCUGGAAUUUAUGGCGGAUGAACUGAAAUUGGAGCAGAGAAAUGUCUUUAGUAAGCUGUUAAUGGAUGAACAGAGCGACUCUGUUUUCAGGCUCAACUACUAUCCGCCAUGUCCAGAGCUUCAAGAACAUGAAAUCAAAGGAGGGAAUUUGAUUGGAUUUGGAGAACACACAGACCCACAAAUCAUUUCUGUUUUGAGAUCCAAUAACACUUCUGGACUCGAAAUUUCGUUAAGAGAUGGGAGUUGGAUGUCUGUUCCUCCGGAUUCAGAGUCGUUUUUCAUCAAUGUUGGUGACUCUUUACAGGUGAUGACAAAUGGAAGAUUCAAGAGCAUAAAGCAUAGGGUGGUGGCAAAUAGCAAAAAAAGCAGGAUGUCAAUGAUAUAUUUUGGAGGGCCACCAUUAAAUGAGAAGAUAACACCAUUGGCAUCACUCCUUGAAAGGGAUGAAGAAAGUUUGUACAAAGAGUUUACUUGGUUUGAGUACAAAAAAUUUUCCUUUAACUGUCCAUUGUCUCAUAAUAGGUUGGGAUUCUUUGAAAAAAUUUCUUCUAGAUAUUAAUUUAAUUUUUAA